AUGGAUGUUCAAGUUCAUGCCCCUGAAAGCUCUCCAGUAGCACGUCUGCUGGCGGCCCAAGUAAAUUCUGCGUUAGUUGAGAAACUUGAAGAACUUGAACUUGGACAAUUCAAUUAUAUUACGGAUAUUGAUGCCAGGCGCGACGUCUUCAUUUGGCUCAAAAAGUUCCAAGAUGACCAUAACAUCCAGCUUGGAUUAAAUGCAGUUGGAUUCGCGAUCAUCAUGGUUGCCCCCCUUGAUCGGCUGCGGCACUUAAUCAGCAUGUUAGAUGCUGACGAACCUCCCAUGUGCCUCUUCAAAGCUGCAGGAAUCUUUGGGGUAAUGCAUAUCGAGUCUGUGCUGGGAAUUAAGGCCUUCAUCAGAGGCGGGCGCCAGUGCCAUGAAAAAGAGCGAUGGGGUCGAUGCGAAUUUGCUCUCCAUCCGUAUACUCACUCGCUCUGCGGGCCGUGUCCUAUUCGUGGAACCAAGGACACAUCGUUGAGCCGAAUCAUCCCAAGUAUGGAUCGGGAAUUUGGCGAAUAUAUCGGCACCAUGUUUCGGCAGUUUUGGAAUGAAGAAACGCAAAGGCUGUGGCACCAACUAUCGCCAUCCUAUUGCUUCAAUUUCUCUGCAGAAACCCUCAUCCAUCUCGGCAACGACCUUCAUCUGUUACUCACUGAAGCCAGCCUGGCACUGAAGCCUUUGGCUAAGAUGAAAGACGGCUCGGUCCUUGCGCAGGUGUUUUGGCUUAAGAAAUCAAGUCUAAAGCCGCAGGAAUUUUUGACCAAACCGCACGACUCCGUAACCUUUGAGGAUAUCAUGAAGCGAGCAGGGCUCGAAAAUGACCAGGAAUGGAGCCCGCCGUUAACCUCCCGGGGGGAUGGCCGUAAAGUCCUCAGCGGUCAGAAGUGUAUCCUUAAGAUAAAAACGGCCAUGGGUACCAUCGUGGCCCCCAAUUUCGAGCUCUUACAGUUCUUGUGGGAUCUUACUCGAGUUGCGGCCAUUAGCGGUGCGAUCAAUGGAGCGGAUGAGCUGUUGAAUGAGCCUGAGGCGGUGGACUAUUUACUCUCGUGCGAGGGCGAGAGUGAGGUCGAGAGUGAGGUCGAGAGUGAGGUCGAGAGUGAGGGCGAGAGCGAGGGCGAGAGCGAGGUGAGGGCAAGGAGUAUGAAUAGGUAG
This is a messenger RNA of Trichoderma virens Gv29-8, 1155 nucleotides long. RefSeq lists its product as uncharacterized. The coding region runs from base 1 to 1155 and encodes 384 amino acids. The transcript has 2 exons. The record is from RefSeq and is a predicted model, not a curated record. NCBI's taxonomy places the organism in Eukaryota, Fungi, Ascomycota, Sordariomycetes, Hypocreales, Hypocreaceae.